AUGUCCGAUGUUAUCAGAGAACCACGACUAGAAGCAACCAAAUUCUUCAAGUAUCAGAUAGGCAAGAAUGCACUUUGCGUUCACGAAUUUUUUAAGAGUGUCUAUGCCUCACGGUGGUCACUAAGUGCCUUUGUCAAGUAUAUUGCUAAGUUGGAGACUGGUCUGUGUUUUGAACAACUCUUCAAAGUGUAUGUUAAAAGUUUGGAUCAAAUUUGUGUGCUACUCGUUGUUCCAGCUUGUGUUCGAGCAUUUGCUCAAAACUAUUUGAAAUGGCUGGAGACGUGCACGGGCAAGACACUGGUAAACGAAUACAGAGAAUAUUUUUUAGCUAAAGUGACGUUGCAAGAAAAAACUGAACUAAAAGACGACACAGUGAAUGUUACUGCGCAAGCGGAGGCAUACCGCGCAUAUAUCACUGCACCAGUUGUGCCAACAAAGUCGAGCACAUCCUUCUCGGAAGAUCAACUCUCGGAGUACCACACUCAGCAAACAGACGGGACAUACACAGGUGAUGAAUCUGACCGGGGUACUGACGAAGAUGUUCAAGAAAGGCACAAUGAUAAGGUAGACGAAGAAUUAAUAGAAGCUUCCGCAGAAAAAAAGCGAAAAUACGAGGAUGACGUGAAAUCGGCAAAAAGAUCUAGAUCACGUUAUGAAUCACCGUACUCGUCAUCUUCAUCUGAACCAAAUCCUUUUCUAGUUGGAAAUCAGAAUGACCAUAAUAUAGACGAAGAGGGUGAUGAAUUCAAUGCAUAUUUAACUAUUGUCGGUGGGAAAAGCGCUGAUUGGAUUAUUAAUGGGAAUAAUAUCAGAGAAAAGCUAACAAAUUAUCAACUUGAAGCAAAUCCACCUAAAACCCAUCCAGAAUAUUAUGAUAUUAUUUUUUUCAAUUUAAAUGACGAAGGCGGUUUCCUAAGUACGUUAGACAAAGGUAUUGUUGCGCAGAUGCGUAAGGACAUAAAGAUGGCAGAAGUAGACUCAAAGAACCAAGAAAUUAAAUUAUUUAUGAAAAAUAUUAUUGACCGCGAUAUUAAGAAGACUAAAGAAAAUCUUAGAAAAAAGAUUGAUACAAUUAUUUGUAUGAGAGAAGAAGAUAAAGAGUUCUCAGUAACCGAAGUCAGUGGACCCCCACUGAAAAAUGAUUGGACACUCUUCAUGGGUGAUCGUAUGAAGAUCAUGAAGAUGUUGAAAACUUUAAUGAAUCAAUUCGCCAAAUUAAAUCCAAGCUCCGAUAUCACAUUAAUCAGAUUAUUUGGGUUACAAGCUUAUUUGAAUGAGUUGACUAUAUACGAAUUCAAACUAAAAUAUACCGAGGUUUACACAACAGAAGCAAUACUGACAUUUCCUCUACCUAAAACAUGGGCAGAUAUGGUGAAUUCUGAUAAAGCUAUAAUGGGCUUGUUGAAGUAUGAGGUUCGUAUAAACGGAUUUUAG
Messenger RNA from Acaulospora colombiana, 1434 nucleotides. Lineage: Eukaryota; Fungi; Glomeromycota; Glomeromycetes; Diversisporales; Acaulosporaceae. The record is from the annotation of a GenBank genome assembly.